GACCAAUCUGAAAUCUGAUUUUUAAAGUUGUCGGUACAUUUCAUGGGUCAAACAUUGAGUGCAUGUUGUGGGCGAACGCUUAUAAUUAACGAAACGAAAACUUGCAAUAAUCCAGAUUGUGAUCCCGAUUUGAAACCUUCUGUUGCUGAGAAUCUUGAGCAUUUGGUUAAUCGUUUGGAAAAGCUUGUUGAGAGGUUGGAACGUUCUGUGUCAACACGUGAAUUGGAAAUAGCAAAUCAGACAUUUGACUCAGUAUUGGAGAAAAAACGAGAAAGUUUUGAUUUGGAAACAGCGGAUUUGCCACCAGCUCCAGUGGAGUCAUUGUCACAGCAAUUAACACCUCUCGCCGAAAACCUUAAUCAGCGCAUUGAACGUAUUGAAACUACACUAAACAAAAUCAACGAUAUCCACAGCAAUAGCAUUAGCGGCGCUAGUCUCACACACAACAGUGAAUUACAUAGAGAAGGUAGUCUCGAAAAUAUACCUACUGUACUCUACGACUAUCAAACAUCUAACGCUUUAGAACAAGAAGAAGUACCACUACCAGCACCACCCAGUAUGAGUGUAUUAGGCUUUCAGGAUAUUAUAAAUGGCCCAUUGAGCCAAUAUUUGGCGCUUUCAGCUAGAAUUGGUGGCGAUGUAGCCAAACACGCCGAAUUGGUAAAAUUGGCUUUUGACGCCCAGUUGCAGUAUGUCACCAUCGCUUCGCAGUGUGCUAAGCCCAGUCAAGACAAACAAAUGGAUUUGUUGAAACCAACUUCAGUGCAAAUUAGUGCUAUACAAGAUUAUCGAGAAAAGAAUCGCCCUUCACCGUACUUCAAUCAUUUGUCUGCUAUAAGUGAAAGUAUUCCUGCUUUGGGUUGGGUUUGUGUAGCUCCAACUCCUGGACCUCAUGUGAAAGAAAUGAAUGACGCUGGUCAAUUCUUUACGAAUCGUGUGCUCAAAGAGUGGAAGGAAAAAGAUGUCUCACAUGUUGAAUGGGCACGUGCAUGGAUACAAACAUUGACUGAACUGCAAGCUUACAUUAAACAAUAUCAUACAACUGGUCUUGUUUGGUCCGGUAAAGGUAGUGUACCAGCAGGUGGUGCCGCACCACCACCGCCACCGAUGGGUGCUUGUCCUCCUCCACCACCGCCACCAGUAUUUGAUUUAGCGGCCAUGUCGCUUGAUGGUGGCGAUGAACGCAGUGCGUUAUUUGCACAAAUUAAUCAAGGAGAGGGUAUCACUAAAAAUUUGAAAAAGGUGACCGCUGAUAUGCAAACGCACAAGAAUCCGACAUUGCGUACUGGACCAGCACCAUUUAAGACACCUACACAAUUUGGUUCCAUAGCUGGAGCUGCACCUGCAUCAAAUGCUGUAAAGGAACCUGUAUUUACUCGUGAUGGCAAGAAAUGGAUUAUUGAACAUCAAAAUAAAAACACCGGCUUAUUGGUAGAAAAUGCUGAAAUGAACAAUGUUGUUUACAUGUUCAAAUGUGUAGGUUCCACUCUUACUGUCAAGGGCAAAGUGAACAACAUUGUUAUGGAUUCAUGCAAGAAAUGCUCUCUGCUUUUUGAUUCAGUAGUGGCAUCAAUUGAAUUCGUUAAUUGUCAGAGCGUACAAAUGCAGACUUUGGGCUUCGUACCCACAAUUUCAAUUGAUAAAACUGAUGGUUGCCAAAUGUAUUUGAGUAAAGAUUCACUAGGUGUGGAAAUUGUAAACUCAAAAUCUUCUGAGAUGAACGUUAUGCUUCCUGACGCCAAUGCAGACUAUACUGAGUUGGCAUUGCCUGAACAGUUUAAGACAACUAUUACAGGAAAAACUCUUAAGACUGUUUGUGUUGAUAGUCUUGGUUAAACUCUUCUAACAUUAUACAGAAUGAAAGAACAAGCAAAAGUAUAUAUAUAAAAGUUGAAAUAUUACAAAAAUUAUUCAGAAAAUCAAUUACAAAAAUAACCAAAAUCAAACUUCGACAUUUAUAAUAUACAAUAUGAAACAAAUGCAUAGCUACAAUGAAUUGUACUCUUACUGAUGCGCAAUUAGCCAACCAUACUUUUUGAUAUCAUUAUUAUAAAAUACUUUAAAAACAAAACUAAAACAA
Molecule: messenger RNA, 2080 nt
Organism: Teleopsis dalmanni
Lineage: Eukaryota; Metazoa; Arthropoda; Insecta; Diptera; Diopsidae
Product: adenylyl cyclase-associated protein 1-like
Exons: 8
Coding region: 43-1836 (597 amino acids)
Biological process (GO): cytoskeleton organization; cell morphogenesis; regulation of adenylate cyclase activity
Cellular component (GO): cytoplasm
Molecular function (GO): adenylate cyclase binding; actin binding
Source: RefSeq, a predicted model, not a curated record